Molecule: messenger RNA, 628 nt
Organism: Papilio machaon (common yellow swallowtail)
Lineage: Eukaryota; Metazoa; Arthropoda; Insecta; Lepidoptera; Papilionidae
Exons: 5
Coding region: 14-628 (204 amino acids)
Molecular function (GO): calcium ion binding
Source: RefSeq, a predicted model, not a curated record
GGAGAGCAAAAAGAUGGGUCAUCAACUGAGUACAAUAUUUACUGGCUUAGGAAGGUUUUUUGAGUAUCCAGUGAAGCGCAAACCAAUAUGUUUUUACAGGCAGGAAGACUUCACAGCUACAGGUGAACCUCAAAAGAAAGUGUCCGAGCCGAUCAAGACAGCGAUGACAGAUUACGACAAGCUUGUGGAUCUUUUCUACAAAAGAUUAACUGAACAACGGCAAUAUAAUCAAGAAAUGAAAGAACAAGACCGUCGCUGGAGUAUGCAGAAAGUUGUGCAGCGGUUCCCCGGCUGGAACGAGAUCACUAUCGCUAACCUACACAGCUUGUUCCUACUCUUCGACAACCAAUCCAAUGGGAUGCUCGGAUUUGACGACUUCUGUGCGGUACUGGAGAGCCUCGGCGACGAGACAUCGAUGGAGAUCCGCAAAGAGAAAUAUAACAAUGCUGAUUCAGACAAUGAUGGCUGGAUUACUUACGAUGAAUUUUUAUCUUUGGUGUACAACUUCAACCCGCCCGAGGAGGGGCAGCCGGCAGGGCUGGCGUUGUUGUGCAACGAGGUGGCCGACAACAUACAGUUCGUCAGCAACCUCACCGUCGGCGAACAACUCGAGUACGGAUUGUUUUAA